AGUCAACGCGCUCGCACCAGCGCAAACUGUCACAGUUGGCACGUAAACAAAGUCACAGGAAGCGCCGCUGUGUAACUGAACCAAAGCAGAUGCUAUGGAGAGGUAACUGACAGCUGGGCAGUGUGCCGAGAGGUGAGAGCAGGGCAGGAUGACGGAGUGCUUCCUGCCGCCCAAUAGCAGCCCUGCAGAGCAGCGGCGGGGAGCGGAGCAUCAGGGCGGUGUAGCUCGAACCCCGAGCUCAGAGGAAAUCAGUCCGACUAAAUUCCCCGGCCUGUAUCGCACAGGGGAACCCUCACCCCCACAUGAUGGACAUCAUCAUGAGCCACCUGACGCUGCUUCAGAUGAUGAUAAAGAGCACAGCAAGAAGAAAAACAAGUUUAAAAAGAAGGAGAAACGCACUGAAGGCUACGCUGCCUUUCAGGAGGACAGCUCGGCCGACGAAGCAGAGAGCCCGUCCAAGAUGAAGCGUUCCAAAGGCAUUCACGUGUUUAAGAAGCCCAGCUUCUCCAAGAAGAAGGAGAAGGAAUUUAAAGUGAAGGAAAAAGGACCUAAAGAGGAGAAAGCCAAGGAUAAGAAGUCCAAGGAUCUGACAGCAGCUGACGUCGUCAAGCAGUGGAAGGAAAAGAAAAAGAAGAAGAAGCCCAGCACCGCCGAGCCGGAGCCAGUCACCGUGGAGGCUCCGGCCGCUGUUAGGCCAAUUUUUGGUGUGCCGUUACCUGAAGCCGUGAGGAGGACGGCAUUGUACGAUGGCAUCCAGCUACCUGCUGUUUUCAGAGAGUGUAUCGACUAUAUCGAGAGUUAUGGCAUGAAGUGCGAAGGCAUCUACCGCGUCUCUGGAAUGAAGUCAAAAGUGGAUGAACUGAAGGCAGCGUACGAUCGCGAGGAGUGCCCGUGCCUGGAGGAAUAUGAACCGCACACAGUGGCCAGUUUGCUGAAGCAGUACCUGCGCGAGCUACCCGACAACCUGCUGGGCCGCGACCUGGCACCACGUUUCGAAGACGCGUGCGGGCGUGCCAGCGAGGCCGAGAAACUGCACGAGUUCCAGAGGCUGCUGACAGAGGUCCCUGAAGGAAGCCGGCUGCUCCUGGCUUGGCUCAUCACCCACAUGGACCAUGUUAUCGCCCGAGAAUCAGACACCAAGAUGAACAUCCAGAACAUCUCUAUUGUGCUCCACCCCACCAUGCAGAUAGGGAACCGUGUACUCUAUGUGUUUUUCACCCACGUUCGCGAGCUGUUUGGUGAUGUGGUUUUGAAGCCGGUGGUCCGACCCCUGCGCUGGUCCAACGUAGCCACCAUGCCAGCUCUGCCUGACACCCAGGAAAGCAUUAAGGAGGAAAUCCGGAGACAGGAGUUCCUGCUAAACCGCCUGCACAGAGACUUGCAAGCCGGGAUUAAGGACCUUUCCAAAGAGGAGCGACUCUGGGAAGUGCAGCGCAUCCUUACUGCCCUUAAACGCAAACUCCGUGAGGCAAAGAGGCAGGAGUGUGAGAGUAAGAUAGCACAAGAGAUCGCCAGCCUGUCCAAAGAGGACGUAUCCAAAGAGGAGAUGUCUGAGAACGAAGAGGAGGUCCUGAACAUUCUUCUUGCUCAGGAAAAUGAGAUCUUGACCGAGCAGGAGGAGUUAAUUUGUUUGGAACAGGUCCUGCGCAGGCAGAUCGCUACAGAAAAGGAGGAGAUUGAACGGCUGCGUGCCGAGAUCGCUGACAUACAGAGCCGACAGCAAGGCCGGAGUGAGACAGAGGAGUACUCGUCCGACAGUGAGAGUGAGAGCGAGGAUGAGGAGGAGCUGCAGAUGAUUUUAGAGGAUCUACAGAAACAGAAUGAGGAGCUGGAAAACAAAAACACUCAUCUGAACCAGGCCAUCCAUGAGGAGCAGGAGGCCAUUCUGGAGCUUCGCGUUCAGCUCCGCCUCCUCCAGAGCCAGAAGCUCCAGCAGGAACUCGCUGCGCCCCCCCCAGCAGAACAGGCCCCGGCCACACAGCCCAGCCCGGAGGAGCGAUCCAGAGGAGACGAGUCAAACAAGCGCAGUGCACCUGGAGAUACCCCGGUCAGCGCCUCCACAGCUCCGGCUAAUGGGAAGCCUGGAAAAGACGCUUUAAAACCCUCACCUAGUAAAACCUACACCGUCAAUCAAAAUCAACCACUUUAGAUCAUGACUUGUAUUGUGUUUUUACUUAGUGUUGCGACAUUGAGGUCAGUGCUAACACACAGGCGUCGUUUAUGGUGAACACUGGGAUCACCGUUAGGUGUGUUAAGACAAGACGAAUCAUGAGGAAUCAAACAACAAACAGAGAAGCACUUUUAUAUCGGACAGUGCAGUCACAUUCACUAAUCUGUGUGAUUUACUAAUUCAAAAUUAUUCAUUCUAUAGUGGGGUAUCUGUGGAUCAGGACCCAUAACAGUAGAAAGAGUUCUGAUAAUCAGCACAAGUAGCACUAACUAAGUUACACAAAACUUGAAACUCACAAAGUAACAACAAAGGUCCACAGUAAUUGUGACUAGUAAACCAGACCCUCCGCAACCCUGACCAGGAUAAAGUGGUGGUAAAACGAGAAAGUGAAUAAAGGGCUCAAGUUGUUGCCGUCCUUUUGAAUUGUGUUUUACAUCACCACUAUGUACCAUGUGUUCACAUGCUGUACAAAUUGUGAGGAGCUACUGUAUCCUCCGAUGGUCUAGAUCAGGGUUUUUUAAACCCUGGGUAAGGGUCGCAAGCGGAAUAAAUGGAUCGCAGAGAAAAAUAAUAAUAAUAAAUAAACUUGUACACGAAUGCCUUCUUGUGGAGGCUUUAUGUUACAUCUUGUACAACCUGGUCAACCACAACCCUGGUCUAGAUUGCAAAAAUACAUUGGAUAACUUUAACUAGCCUCUUACAUUAAAAAAAAAAAAUAGUGUGCACUACUUCUAGCUCCACAUAAAACAUCAUUACAGAAAGGGUGAGGAAAUUCAGUAUGGGUACCUGUGUUAUGAUAUCACAUGGUAUGGUAUGGAGUCACCUGGCCGUGAAACACUAUAAACUUCAGGAUCACUUAACUGUAAGUCUGAAAAAAGGAAAAAACUGCUCAAAAGGAGUGUUUUUUUUUUUAAAGGGUGUCCUAAGAUAAAUAAAAAUAAUACAUUUUGACAAUAGGAAACUACCUUCAUUAAACCAAAUCUUUCUUGGAAAGACAUAACAACUAGGCUAGGAUUUCUUAGGAUUUAGGAUUUCUUCAUGUCUAAGAGUAUCAGAAAUGUGGUGCAGUGCUAACCACACUGUAACCUACUUCAGGAGAGGUUAAGUCUAAGCAAGCGAUCAAAUCAGGGUGCUAACCAAUCUAAAGCAAGUAAAAAUGUCAGCUGACUUGACUUAAAGAAACUAUGCAUUAAGUAAAAGGCCACCCUGAGUUGCCCAAAAUCUCUGCCCACCUCUGCAGUGAUUGGUUAGUACGGAUUUGUAAAUGGGUGUGGGUGAAGCUUUUACCCUCCAGCUUGCCUUUUUUCGUACCGCAUGCAGCUGGACGUUUAUAAUAAAUUCUUUCUUUUGAAUUCUGUAUUGUUGGAAAGCCGGUGCAUGAUUGGCUUAAGGCAUGUGACUGCCACAUUAACUUGAAGACUUUAACAUUGCACCCCCUCUGGCUGUAGAACAGGUGUAUAACUACUGUGUAUAAUGGAAUACCACUAGUUGGUACAUCAGGAUGUGAUUUGGGACUGAGCCUCUGGUGCUGAGCAGCAAAAGUUUUGCCCUUUAUUUCGGACUCAUUCUAAAUGUGAACAGUCAAAAUAUUAACAACGGAAACAUGAAUCAUAAAACUAUAUGUACAUCGUUUCUUUGUACAUUAAGACAAUUGCAAAGGAAACAGUGAGGCUAAUGUGGCUUUGUGCACCAAAAUAAAGUGUUUAGGGAAAGUUGGUUAUUUACAGAUUAUGAUUAGGCUACAUUGCACUUUUUGACAUUUGUUAUUUUGAGAUCUCACAAACCAUUACGAAUGUGUUUACUACGUCCCCUGUUUGACAAACAGUCAGGAACCUUCUACACACGGUUGGAUCUUAUCAUUCAAGCCAACAAAAUAGAUAUUUUGUAUUCUAUCCUGGUCCUUUCUUGUAAACUGAAGGAGUGAGUGAUGUGUGCUGUGAAAUCAUUGUGCCAUAGAUAAAAGACUACAGACGAAGUUUUAAACUGAAGAAAUAUAGAAGUUCAGACAAAGAAGUUCAGAUGCGCUUAUAUAUUUACUCAAAAUAUUUGUAUUAAAGAUGGCAUUUAUUUGACAUAUAUAUAUAUAUAGAGAGAGAGAGUGUUUUGCUGCACUGUAAAUGUACAAAUGUACAAAUUAAUGUAAUACAAAACCCACUUCCAAAAAGCUUGGUACAGCAGGUAAGAUGGCAAUAAAAUAUUUUGACCUGUAUUUGAUUGAAAACAGUACAACAAGAUUGUUUCCUGUAUAUGCACAAACACUUAUUUUAAAUUUGAUGGCUGGAACACAUUCGAAAAAUGUUUAUUACUGUGUUAUGUCACUUUUUUGGCCAGUGCUCUAUACACAUUUGGUAACUGAUGACACCAAUCAUUGUAGAUGUGGACGUGCAUUUUUAAAGCAGUGCAGUUUGAAGGAGCAAAUGUCAUGGGCAUUCAAUAUUAGUCGUACUCUUUUUUUGCACGUAGAAUUCUCCAGAUUCUAGGAAUAUUUAUUAAUAUCAUGGACUGUAGGUGGUGUUUUUUUCUAAAUUUCAUGCAAUCGUGCAUUGAGAAAAAAAGGUUCUUAAAUUGUCGAACUAUUUGCAAAACCCAAGUGCCGAACCAGAUGAUGAUGGCGUUGCAUGGGAUGACAAAAGGAUUCCAGUCUUAUAUUCCCUGGUCAUUACUUUUCUGCUCUUUAUUGCAGGCAUUAGUUUAGGACUGAUCAUAUAUUUACAUAAUCAAUAAAACUGAUAUCGUAAAAAAAAUA
Trichomycterus rosablanca is the source of this 4916-nucleotide messenger RNA. RefSeq names its product ralA binding protein 1 (gene ralbp1). Gene Ontology annotation, cellular component: membrane. Gene Ontology annotation, biological process: small GTPase-mediated signal transduction; positive regulation of GTPase activity; endocytosis. Lineage: Eukaryota; Metazoa; Chordata; Actinopteri; Siluriformes; Trichomycteridae. Gene Ontology annotation, molecular function: small GTPase binding; GTPase activator activity. The record is from RefSeq and is a predicted model, not a curated record. Bases 149 to 2149 code for a protein of 666 amino acids. The transcript is spliced from 10 exons.